Messenger RNA from Zootermopsis nevadensis, 1949 nucleotides. RefSeq names its product glycine receptor ora transientless (gene ort). The record is from RefSeq and is a predicted model, not a curated record. Lineage: Eukaryota; Metazoa; Arthropoda; Insecta; Blattodea; Termopsidae. Gene Ontology annotation, molecular function: transmembrane signaling receptor activity; extracellular ligand-gated monoatomic ion channel activity. Gene Ontology annotation, biological process: monoatomic ion transmembrane transport. Gene Ontology annotation, cellular component: membrane.
CCGUGACGCGUCGUCGUACCAGACUUCAGUUCCACCCCAGACAUCGACCCCUCGAGGACCCGUCUCUUCGGCUUCUCAGGUGAGUCCCUGAGAAGUCCAGGACCUCCUCGCUAACCCAUGUAGAAGAACUGCUAUCAGUUUCAGGUGCUGGUGGUGUAGGCAGUGAUGCAGAGUCCUGGCGCGACUGCCGGUUCCUGGCGUCUGCUUUCGCUGUUCCUGCUAGCGGCGAUCUGCUCCUCGGAUUCUGCAGAGAUCGCAAGCCUAACAUUCAACGACAUCCUGCCUGAGGAUCCUAAGCUUUACGACAAAAUGCGGCCUCCUAAAAAGGACGGAAGUCCAACUGUAGUACACUUCCACGUCACAGUCAUGGGCCUCGACUCCAUUGACGAAAAUGCAAUGACUUACGCUGCCGACAUUUUCUUUGCGCAGACGUGGAAGGAUGACCGACUGAGGCUUCCAGAGAAUAUGACUGCAGAAUACCGGUUGCUUGAAGUUGAUUGGCUGAAGAACAUGUGGAGACCGGACUCGUUCUUCAAGAAUGCGAAGUCCGUGACUUUCCAAACAAUGACCAUUCCCAAUCACUACAUGUGGCUGUACAAGGACAAGACAAUCUUGUACAUGGUUAAGCUGACGCUGACCUUGUCCUGUGCCAUGAACUUUAUGAUAUACCCUCACGACACCCAGGAGUGCAAACUACAGAUGGAGAGUCUGUCUCACACGACGGAUGACAUGGUUUUCCAGUGGGAUCCAGACGUUCCUCUCGUAGUAGACGAGAACAUAGAAUUGCCUCAAUUGCAGCUUGUAAGGAAUAAGACGGAUGAUUGUUCUCAGGUUUACUCUACAGGAAACUUCACUUGCUUGGAAGUCGUAUUCGUGCUGAAGCGUCGACUUGGAUACUACCUAUUCCACACUUACAUCCCAACCUGCCUCAUCGUCAUCAUGUCGUGGGUGUCGUUUUGGAUCAAACCCGAAGCUGCCCCGGCCCGUGUCACCCUGGGGGUCACGUCGCUCCUCACCUUGUCGACCCAGCACGCCAAGUCUCAAGCUUCCCUGCCUCCGGUGUCUUACCUGAAGGCUGUUGACGCAUUCAUGUCGACUUGCACAGUAUUUGUGUUCAUGGCCCUGAUGGAAUAUUGUCUCGUCAACAUCGUUCUUGGAGAUUCUGAUGGUCCAAAGAGCGCACCAGAGCCUCCUAAGUCAGACAGAGUUUUUGACUUAGCUGCUAGGGAGAACGGCCGCCUGCUGACAGGACAGCCCCCUGCACAAAGACAGCCAUCUGCAGCCCAGAGGAACAUGGCCAGAGCAAUAAAUGUCGACAGAUUUUCUCGAGUGUUUUUCCCACUUCUGUUCGCGAUUCUAAACGCAGUCUACUGGGCGAUUUUCGCACAAUUUUUGUAAAAGGUCUGUCCUGCGAUGAACGUGCAAGGAAAACACGUUCAGUCGUUGUCGUCACAUUUGAAGGAGAAGAAGAAAAUAAAUUGCUAAACAUGGCUGUCUCCUCUGUGACGUCACGCCUUGAGCUGUGGUGGAACUCGCUCAGUUUCUACCGCUCUAAAAGGCGCAACAUUGCAGACGACAGUCAUCUUAACAUUUGCGGUCUUGUAAGCCUGAGAUCUUAUUAAAUAUACUGCCCCCCCCCAAUUAGACGAGUGUGUUAUGCGAUUAGGAAGUUUUGCAAAUGACUCUGAUGCCAUCAUCAUCUUCGAAGCAGAAAGUAGCAUGUGUGGAUGGUAAGCAGUUUCACAUUAUAUGGAAUGUUCUUGUAAAUUCUUAUUUAUAACUCUUUAAGCCGUAGGCUUGUACAUUAUUUGUAUUACGUGUUUGCUGUUAGGUACAAGUAUUUACCACAGUGUAAACAGUGAUUUUCAGUUCUCUUGUCCUAUUAAUUGGCUUCGAUUAAAUUUUGAGGACGUUCAUUAUAAAAAUAAAGGCAAUGAAUUAAAAAGACU